This is a messenger RNA of Pieris macdunnoughi, 1500 nucleotides long. The record is from the annotation of a GenBank genome assembly. NCBI's taxonomy places the organism in Eukaryota, Metazoa, Arthropoda, Insecta, Lepidoptera, Pieridae.
AUGGUGGCUAACAUAGGCGGCAUUAAUCCAUCAAAUGUGGAAGCGACGGCGUACAUUAGUGCGGUUGCCGCUUUUGCCCUGGUUCUGCUGGUGGUACUGUUGUUUCUGGGGAAGAAGUGGUGUUACACAGUAGCUGGCAACCGAAAACGUAACGGUAUCCUCAAUGUAAACGCUGGUGUUGAUCCGGGGCCUCUUGACAAUGCACACUUUGAUUCUUUGUCGAAAACCAUCCAAUACCCCGAACGCAUAUUUGCGUUUGAGGCCUCGGACUCUGACGAAGAGCUGCGUUUGCGCAUACAGGAUAAGGAAGACGUUGAAUGCCGCUAUGAGGAGAAGAAUGAGAACCAGCCGAAGGUUGAAGUGGAUGUUAUUGAAACAGCGCUAAGGGAGACCAGUAUUCGUGAAACCAAAAUUGAUGAGUUUGUCCCGCAAAAGGCAGAAUACAUACAUACGUUGGAAGCACAGAGUAGUGUUGACAGCGAUGUGUUGGCGCACAAUGAUACAUCUCUCCUAUGCAGCGAAAGCUCAACCGAGCGCGGUUCGGUGGAGUUGACUCUUCUGUACGACGCGCCCGUUCGCACUAUGACCGUGCACGUUCUCCAGGCACGCUCUUUGCCGCAACGUACACAAGGACAGAUUUUGCAAAGCCAGGUUCGAAUUGUCCUCUUGCCGAUGAAGAAGCAGAAAUACAAAUCCAAAAUUCGUAAUGGAGAAAAUCCACAGUACAUGGAGAGUUUCGUCUUGCAUAAAAUUAAUCCAGAGGACGUACACGGACUCGGUUUACGUAUACGUAUAUACGGGUGCGAACGCAUGCGUCGGCAGCGUUUAUUAGGAGAGGCGAGCGUCAGCUUUGCUACACUUAACUUUGAGCUUGAGAACAAUUUGUGGCUCCAACUCACGCCGAGACAACACCAUCAUCAUCAAACUAGCAUGCAGGUGCCCAAAAUAGAGCAGACCAAUACCAUAGUAGGAGUCCUUGCCACUCCCUCUAUAGCCCCGGCAACAUCCCCCGGAGGGGGAGAAGCCUGUAGCCUGGCAAGGUCUGACUCCGCUUCAUCCUGCUGCAGCACCAGAUCGGCCCCGGAACUCCUGCUGGGCUUGCAGUAUAAUCCUACAACGGGACACCUGUCUGUUGAGAUAAUCAAAGGCACCCACUUCCGAAAGCUGUCGCCCAACAAGGCCCCUGACACAUACGUAAAGCUAUGCCUCAUCAGCUCUUUAGGGAUGGAGAUGGGAAGAUGCAAGUCCACCACACGCCGAGCUCAGUCCAAUCCUCUUUACAAGGAAGUCUUUAUAUUCCAGGUGGCGCUAUUCCAAUUAACGGAGGUAACACUUAUGGUAUCGGUGUGGUGGCGGCGCAGUGUAAAGCGAAAUGAAAUGGUCGGUUGGUUCUCACUCGGUCAUAGCUCUUCAGGCCACGAGCAAGAGAGACACUGGCAGGAGCUAUGCGAGAGACAAGGACAGCAGGUACAACGUUGGCACGUGCUCCUAGAUUCCUGA